AUGCCGAAUCCGAAACCCUCGCGAAAGAACCUGCUCAUAGCCUUUGACGCCUUCGGCACGCUCUUCACGCCACGCGCCCCGAUCGGUGCAUUGUACGGCGAAAUUGCGCGCAAGCAUGGUAUCUGCAGCGAUGUUUCGGACGAAGAGAUCAUGCGUAGCUUCAAGAAAGCCUACAAGCACAAUGCCACAGCAAGACCAAAUUUUGGAAAGGAAGUGGGCAUGGACCCCACCGCCUGGUGGAGCAGCCUCAUAACCGAAACCUUCACCCCCUUCCUCCCCUCCGCCACGACCACGACCGUUCCCCCAGCCCUCCCCCACCGCCUCAUCCCCGACCUCCUCACCCGCUUCGCCAGCCGCGACGGCUACACCCUCUACGACGACGUGGUCCCCCUCUUCACCACGCUCCGCGCCGCCCGCAACAACACCAACACCACCACCACCACCACCGCCGCCGCCGCCGCCGCCGCCACCCGCCGCCCCCGCAGAAAAAUCGUCACCGCCGUCCUCACAAACUCCGACGACCGCGUCGCCGGCAUCCUCCGCUCCUUCGGCCUGCGCGUCGGCCACACCGACCCCAAGACCGUCGAGCGGAUGAUGGUCGUCGUCGGUGCGGCGGCUGGUCGUGCCGAAGCCCCGGUGAUGGAGGCGCCGCUCGGAGGGAAGAAGGAGGAGAAGGAGAAGAACGUGGAAGAAGGAAAAGAAGGAAGAGAAGAAGGAGGAGAAGAAUCGUUGGGCGAUGGCGACAGCGACAACGACAUCGACUUCGUGCUCACGUCAUACGACUGCGGGUACGAGAAGCCGCAUCGGGCCAUGUUUGAUGCGGCGAGGCGGCUGGCGGUGGCGCGGUAUGGUGCUGAUCGUGGGCGUGGGCGUGAUCGUGCUGGCAGAGUGGUGGUGGGGGAGGAGGAGGCGGAGGCGGAGGCGGAGGAUGGUAGUGGGGGUGGUGAUGAUGGGUUUGGCGAGUGGGAGGCCGUGUAUGUGGGCGAUGAGGUGGAUAAGGAUGUUGUGGGGGCUGAGAAUGCUGGGUGGGCGCCGGCGUUUUUGGUGGAUCGGGAGGGGCUGCUUGGCGACGCUGCUGGGGGUGUGGUGACGAGGCGUGACGUGGGAGGGCAUGGGGAGAAGGAGGUGAGGGUGUUGCGGGAUCUGAGGGAGUUGCAAAGUUAUGUGCUUGGUUGA
Messenger RNA from Diplodia corticola, 1176 nucleotides. RefSeq names its product haloacid dehalogenase. The transcript is spliced from 3 exons. NCBI's taxonomy places the organism in Eukaryota, Fungi, Ascomycota, Dothideomycetes, Botryosphaeriales, Botryosphaeriaceae. Bases 1 to 1176 code for a protein of 391 amino acids. The record is from RefSeq and is a predicted model, not a curated record.